Molecule: messenger RNA, 711 nt
Organism: Merops nubicus (carmine bee-eater)
Lineage: Eukaryota; Metazoa; Chordata; Aves; Coraciiformes; Meropidae
Gene: ALG5
Product: ALG5, dolichyl-phosphate beta-glucosyltransferase
Exons: 7
Cellular component (GO): endoplasmic reticulum membrane
Source: RefSeq, a predicted model, not a curated record
GUUUGUAUGAUUGCUCAUGUAACUGCCAGGAAAAUGCCAGCCCUUCACCGGUACGAAGAAGAGAAAUUCUUCAUCAGUGCUGAGGGCAGGAAAGAAUCUGUACCAAGUAUACAUGAUCCCCCUACAAAGGAACUCUCUGUUGUUGUGCCUUCUUACAAUGAGGAAGACCGGUUGCCUCUUAUGAUGGAUGAAGCUUUGGAUUAUCUAGAAAAAAGACAGAAACGAGAUCCUUCAUUCACUUAUGAAGUUAUAGUGGUUGAUGAUGGUAGUAAAGAUCAGACUACAAAGGUUGCAAUGAAGUACUGCAAGAAAUAUGGAAGCAACAAGGUGCGAGUGCUUACUUUGGUAAAAAAUCGAGGGAAAGGAGGAGCAGUCAGGAUGGGUGUCUUUAGUUCUCGUGGGAAAAAAAUUCUUAUGGCUGAUGCAGACGGAGCUACAAAAUUUGCAGAUAUUGAAAAAGUAGAAGAAGGUCUGAAAAAUCUUCAGCCGUGGCCUAACCAGAUGGCAAUUUCUUGUGGUUCUAGAGCUCAUCUGGAGAAGGACUCAAUAGCAAAGCGCUCCUACUUUAGAACUCUUCUCAUGUAUGGCUUCCACUUCCUCGUGUGGUUUCUCUGUGUCAAAGAGAUCAGGGACACGCAGUGUGGAUUCAAACUUUUCACCAGAGAAGCUGCCUUGAGGACCUUCUCAACUCUUCACAUUGAACGCUGGUAA